Plasmodium falciparum 3D7 is the source of this 1779-nucleotide messenger RNA. RefSeq names its product putative SDE2 domain-containing protein. NCBI's taxonomy places the organism in Eukaryota, Apicomplexa, Aconoidasida, Haemosporida, Plasmodiidae. The record is from RefSeq and is a predicted model, not a curated record.
AUGACGUCGAAUUAUAUUAUUCACAUAGGCAAUAAUAUAAUAAACAAAAGGAUAAAAAUUAAGGAAUUUCUUAAUAAAUACGAGAGGAAGAUAUUAGAAAAAAAUGCAAGUGCCUUUUUUUAUCUUCUAAUUAACUUACUUUUUAAUUUAUCAAUUGAUAGAUUUAGAUUAGUGAUAAAUCGAAAAUAUAUAUUUUUCAAAAAAAAAAAGAGAAUUGACCUAGUAUUUAAUAUAACAAAAAAAUUAUUAGCAAGAAACAAUAUAGAUAUAAAAGAAAAAAAAAUUAAUUAUUUUCUAGAUAACAUAAAAAAAUAUAAUGAUACAUAUACAACAUCAUUGAAUACUAUGCAAACAUAUCCAAAUAAUAGUAUGCAUGAAAUUUGUUGUUCAUAUAAUGAUAUAAAUAAUAAAAAACAUCAUUUACCAUCAAAUACUAUAUUAAUUAAUAAUUCUUAUACUAAUAAAAAAGAAUUCCUUAAUAAAAUAUAUAAUUCUGUAAAUGAAAAAAAAGAGAAUAUUACACAUUAUAAUAUUAUAUCUAAUGUAUUACUUAAUAAUAAUCAAGAAUUUGUUAUAGAUAAAAAAUUUAUAUAUGAUAAUUAUUUCUGUGAAAAUUAUAAUACACAUAAUAUUCCUAUUUCUCAAAUCGUAUCCUUAUCAAAUAAUUCAGCAUCCCUAUCACCAGUACAUGAUAAUACUUAUGUUAAUUUUGUAGACCAUUAUAAAAAAAAUGAUUUUAAUAAUAAAGAUAUCAUAACCUUCCCAUUAAAUUCUUAUUAUUUACAAAAUAUCAAAAACAAAUUUAAUGAAUACAAAAUAAAAACACAUGAAAAUUAUCUACUUAAAAAAUAUAAUAAAAAUGUUGAAAGACAUUUCAUAAGUGCUAGAAAUACAACCAGUAGUAGUAGUAGCAGCAUAAGUACAACUUGUUACAACAAUAAUAAUAAUAAUGAUAAUAAUAAUGGUAACAAUAAUGAUAACAAUAAUGGUAACAAUAAUGGUAACAAUAAUGAUAAUAAUAAUGGUAACAAUAAUGGUAACAAUAAUGAUAACAAUAAUGGUAACAAUCAUAAUAACAAUCAUAAUAACAAUCAUAAUAACAACAAUUCCUAUAAUAGUAAUAAUCUUGCUUAUGAUAAACAAAACAAUUUCAUUCUUAUUAAAAAGAAAAAACAAACAAAAAUUAAUAAAUACAAUAUUAACAUAUUUGAUGAAUUCUUAGAUAUCUAUUUGUUAUUUAGAUUAAGAGGGGGUAAAGGAGGAUUUGGUGCCAAUUUAAGAAAUAAAAAAAAAAAAAAAAAAAAAAAAAAAAAUAAAAAUGAUCUAUUAUUAGAUGCUUCUAGAAGUAUAAAUGGACAUAGAAUAUUAAUAGACAAAGUUUUACAAACCUCAGAUAUAUUACUAAAAAAAAAACAACAAGAACAAAUACUAAUCGAAAAAUUAAACUCUUCUCACAUUAUAAAUAAUAAUACAAGUGAUGAAGAAAAAGAUUUCACAUUAUCAAAUAAUCAGAAUAAAAGUGUACAUGACUUCAUAAACCAUAAAAAUCAUAUUACACAAAAUGAAGAAUCCACGACAUAUACGAACCAAACAAAUUCAAAACUACAUGAUAUGAUUUUAAUGGGUAUGAAUAAAGAAAAACAAAAUAAAGUAAACAAUACUAAUAAUCAACAUACAAAUAAUAAUAAAAUUAAAAAAAAAAAUGCAAUUCAAAAGAAUGAUACAAGUCAUAAAAAUUAUAAGUUAAAAUCAAUUGAUAAUAUGUAUAAUUUUUUAUAA